CGAGAUGGUGAACGCAUUUGUUUGUGUUCAGCGUAUCCUUUCGAUCGGCGGUGACGAUUGUGAUUCCUCUGUCUUUAAUUUACAAAUACAUGAACCCCAAUUUAAUUCUUUGUACUCAUCACCAGUUUCAUCCACCUUUCAGGUUUCGACUUCAAUCCCUUUUAUUUCUCCAAUUACAAAUCUUAAUUACUGCUCUUAAAUUUCAUCAAAGUUCUCAUUGGAUUCCUCCACGGCCGUUACUCUGGCGUGAGGCAUUUUGCUCCUCGCCUUCGGAUCAUCUUUUUCUAUGUAGUGAGCGAGUUCCCAUCAGAAGCAGGAGAUUCCAAGUCUCUGCUGCUAGCUCUGCUAAUGGCGCUCCGCCCAAGAGUUUUUAUUACAAUCUGAUCAUCAUCGGAGCUGGUGUUGGCGGCCACGGAGCUGUUUACACGCCGUUGAAAAGGGACUUAAAACUGCCAUCAUUGAAGGAGAUGCUGUUGGAGCGACUUGCGUUAACAGAGGCUGUGUGUGCCUUCCAAAGCUCACUUGCAUUAAUCUUUGCGGUCCUCACAAAAUGUUUUCGACCGAUUCCUAUCUUAAGAAAGAAGGUGAAUUCAUGGGAUCUUCCUACUGCUUCUUUAUGAAAAGGUAAUCACCAAAAAACCUAUAGGAUAUUCAGUCCGUAUAUAAUCUCCCCUCACUAAUUUAUUUAAGAGUAUUGUCCACUAAAUUCUGUAAUAAUUCAUCCCAGCUGCUGGAUCCAACUAACAUUGCCACCUCUUUGAAUUAGGGAGGAUCUACCACCUUACAGUUUUCAGUAUUUCUCUCUGCGAUCUCUUUGUAAUUUCACAUAAGAUUGCUAGAUAUAGAGUUUCUAGCAAUCAGAUAUAUCUUAAUUUCUCUCCAGUUAGUUGGCAGAGAAGCAAGCCAAAUUAAUAGUCAACUUUUUUAUUAUUUGUGUUGCUCUGACCCAUAUAUUGAAACAUCUAUGUAUGACAUGCACACACUGCCAUCUACCAAUCUAGCAGGAACUGUUUUCAUGUAGUGAAGGUUGUGAAAGUGCAGUUAAGAGAUGUGGUGGUUGCCUUGGGGUGCAGGGAAAUAUGGAGUGCCAUUUCUCUUCAUAAUAUGAUUUGUAGUUCUCGGUUUAUUAACGGUUAUGGGUAUAAUAAGAUAUUGGUUGCAACCAUGGUUGAUAAACAAUCUUUGCAUCACCAUGACCAUAUUAUAGCUAAAAGAAUGUUAACAAAGGUAAAGUUUUUACUACUUAUACUGUUCUCUGUUGGCGUGUUUUGUAUAAUUUAUUUUUCAUUUUUGACAUUUCUUGGAGUAUGUGUUCAAGGAUUUCCCUGAAAGAUGAUGGGAUUUGCAUGGUCACCACGGACUUCACUGUCUGAGCAUGUCUACCAGCUGAAGACGCUUAGCCUUCUUUGGAAAUUGUAUGAAUUGUCAUAGAUGUUUCAACUGCUCACAGGGAAAUCCAUCUGACCGAGUGGUGAGAAAGAACUCAAGAUUUAUAACUUAUGUAGACAUUUUUUAGGGAUUCUUUUUGUUUGCAAAGAAAUACUCGAACGUUAGAUUCAGACCUCUCCUGUUGACGAAUUGAACAUUGAGAGGAAUGUUUAAUUCUAACCUUUUUAUAGCCAAAUACUAAAUAUCCACCAAGUGUUGCUUUUC
This is a messenger RNA of Raphanus sativus (radish), 1653 nucleotides long. RefSeq lists its product as uncharacterized. Lineage: Eukaryota; Viridiplantae; Streptophyta; Magnoliopsida; Brassicales; Brassicaceae. The record is from RefSeq and is a predicted model, not a curated record. Bases 90 to 620 code for a protein of 176 amino acids. The transcript is spliced from 3 exons.